CAGGACGGCCGGGCUAUGUCGGCGGCGGCCGCGGCCCGGGCCGGGCUCGGGCUCGGGGAGGGCGCGGGGGGACCCUCGGGGGGCCCCUCGGGCGGCGGCGAUGGCGCCUGCGGGACCCUCAAUCGCUUCGUGCAGCUGCCGGCCAGGCCGCGGGCAGCGGGCCAUCGCUGUCCCCCUGCCCGGAGCGGCCAUCGCUGUGUCGCCGACAGCUCCAACCUGUACGUGUUCGGGGGGUACAACCCCGACUACGACGAGUCCGGCGGCCCCGACAACGAGGAUUAUCCCCUCUUCCGGGAGCUCUGGAGGUACAACUUCGCCACAGACACCUGGCACCAGCUGGGCACCGAGGGAUACAUGCCCAGGGAGCUGGCAUCCAUGUCCCUUGUCCUGCACGGGAACAACCUGCUGGUGUUCGGGGGCACCGGGAUCCCCUUCGGAGAGAGCAACGGCAACGACGUCCACGUCUGCAACGUCAAGUACAAGAGGUGGGCCCUGCUCAGCUGCAGGGGCAAGAAACCCAACAGGAUCUAUGGACAGGCCAUGGCCAUCAUCAACGGCUGCCUCUACGUCUUCGGGGGCACCACCGGCUACAUCUACAGCACCGACCUGCACAGGCUCGACCUCAACACCCGGGAGUGGGUCCAGCUGAAGCCCAACAACAUGUCCUGUGACAUGCCCGAGGAGAGGUACAGACACGAGAUCGCCCACGACGGGCAGAGGAUUUACAUCCUGGGAGGGGGAACCUCCUGGACAGCCUAUUCCUUGGACAAGAUCCACGCCUACAACCUGGAAACCAACACCUGGGAGGAGAUUCCCACCAAACCCCACGAGAAAGUCGGUUUUCCAGCAGCCAGAAGGUGCCACAGCUGCGUCCAGAUAAAAAACGACGUGUUCGUGUGCGGGGGCUACAACGGGGAGGUGAUCCUGGGGGACCUCUGGAAGCUCAACCUCCAGACAUUCCAGUGGGUGAAGCUGCCGGCGGCGAUGCCGGAGCCCGUCUACUUCCACUGCGCCGCCGUCACGCCCGCCGGCUGCAUGUACGUGCACGGAGGGGUGGUGAACAUCCACGAGAACAAACGGACUGGCUCCCUCUUCAAGCUGUGGCUGGUGGUUCCCAGCCUGCUGGAACUGUGCUGGGAAAAGCUCCUGGAAUAUUUCCCCCACUUGGCCGCCCUGUCCCGGCCUCAGCUCCUGCACCUCGGACUCACCCAGGGACUGGUGGAGCGGCUAAAAUGAGGGAUCUGCUCCCCCCUCCGACCCCCCCCGCCCCGAGAUUCCCUGUGCUGCAGAAGCCCCUUCCCAGCCUUAUUUAUGGACACCCUGGAUCGGUGGGAAUGCCGGCCCCGGAGCCUCAUCCCGCAAAUCCGGCGCCGCCUUCCGGGACCUUCGGAGCCCUGUUGGGAAAACAAACAGACAAACAGACAAAAAAAAUCCCCUUUUUAUUUAUGGAGCUCCCACAUCCCAAAACCUUCCCUGGGACUCAUCCGACCAUCCGGGAUUAAUUAGGGAGCUAAUUAAGGAACGUCCGCCCGCGCUGACUGACGAGGAACGGUCGCCGCACAACCACCCCCCCCAGCUGCUCUUUUCCCGGGAUAACUCAUCCCUCCCUCCUGGCUGAGCUCCCCCUCUCCCAUCCCAGCAAUCCCUCCUGAGCUCCCCCUCUCCCAUCCCAACAAUUCCCAACAGUCCCUCCUGCUUUUUGCACGUGUCUCCCGGGCCGUAUUCCCGCAGCUUUCCCCGGAGCAGCGCUUGGGAACAACCCCCCCUUGCCCCUCCUGGAGAGGUUUCCUUGGAAAACCAGAGGGAAAAGCUGCCCCUCCACGGAGCUGGAGCAGGAGUGGGGAGGGAGAAGCUUUGCCUGAGGCUGUCUUUGAACCUUUCCUGCCCAUGGAAUGAGCCCCAGGAAAACUCACCCCGUGGAUUUCAGGCUCCAAACCUCCCCCCAGCUCUCGGCCUCUCCCGGCUUUUCCGCUUUCCCUCCUUCCCACACGUCAUUCCCGGCCCUUUUCCUCGUGUCGUCGCCGUCCCUGCUCCCUUUAAAACCAGUUUUAAGCGUGGAAAGGCCCAGGAAAUCCCGGGGGGAAAGAGCAGGGAGAGGGAUCCAAGGGAGCAGGGAAGGAGGGACUCCACGCUCUGGACCUUCAGUUCGGCUCCGGAGCCCGGAAUUCCCGCUAAAUCCUUCCUUUUCCGUCUCAGCCCAUUUUUUUAAGUGCCUUUUCUUUUAAACAUCAGCUUUUCCCGCUCACCCAGGGCUGGGCUUCCAGCUCCAAACUGGGCUUUUAGUUCCCUUUCCAGAGGCUGCAUUCCCAUCCCAAUAAACCGGAGCGGCGUCUCCGCGGCG
This is a messenger RNA of Chiroxiphia lanceolata (lance-tailed manakin), 2341 nucleotides long. It is a transcript of the gene KLHDC10, whose product is annotated as kelch domain containing 10. Gene Ontology annotation, biological process: positive regulation of stress-activated MAPK cascade. The record is from RefSeq and is a predicted model, not a curated record. Lineage: Eukaryota; Metazoa; Chordata; Aves; Passeriformes; Pipridae. The coding region runs from base 16 to 1236 and encodes 406 amino acids. Gene Ontology annotation, molecular function: protein binding. The transcript has 10 exons.